AUGACAUUUCAAUUGAGUCGUUAUUACGACGGAUUUGUAAAUGAUAGUUCUUCCGACGACGGAGGAGAUACGAGUUCAGAAGAUGAGAUUGAUAUAAUUCUUCAUGGCACACCUGAACAACGCAGAAAGCUUCAGCUUCAUCAUAGAAAACGGAGUCAAGAGCAGAGGCAGGACCCUCAGACAGGAAGUCACAAUGCUAAUUCUUCCAGUGAAGAUGAGUUUGAAAAAGAAAUGAACGCUGAGCUUAGUCAGCAAGUCAAAGUUCUGGAAGAUUCUAGAGGAAAACGACAGCUAGAAGCAAAUGGAGUACCAUCAGUGUCAGCAACAGAGACAGCACUGGCUGUGAAGACAAAUCAGCCGCCAGAUGAUGCUUCAAAGGAUGAGUUUUAUGAUGAAAUUUACUUUGAUUCAGAUGAAGAAGACGAUGCAACAAAUGCCAGAUCUUCUGGGAAGCCAAAACGUGCUGUGAUAUCUAAUGAUGACCUGCUGUACGACCCUGACAUGGAUGACGAGGAUCAGAAGUGGGUGGAUAAACAGAGGCUGAGCCAUCGUGCUCCUUCAGCUGGAGGAGCUAGGAAUAAGAAGUCCAAAAAGCCGAACAGUGAUGCACUGCUAGAUUGCCCUGCAUGUAUGACUACACUGUGUAUAGAUUGCCAGAGACAUGAAGUUUACAAGCAUCAAUACAGGGCCAUGUUUGUUAUGAACUGUACUGUUGAUAAGUCAGAAGUUCUUCAGUACCCAGAGGAAGCUACAAAGAAGAAGAAGAAAAACAAGAAGAAAGUCCCACAGGAAGCUAAAGCACCCAGCAGUGAUAACCCACCACCGUCAGACAUGUUUAACCCAGUCAGAUGUUCGGAGUGUAACACAGUAGUGGGUGUAAUUGACCAGGAAGGUGUCUACCAUUUCUUCAACAUACUGGCAAGUUAUACGUAA
Candidula unifasciata is the source of this 933-nucleotide messenger RNA. Lineage: Eukaryota; Metazoa; Mollusca; Gastropoda; Stylommatophora; Geomitridae. The record is from the annotation of a GenBank genome assembly.